Molecule: messenger RNA, 1786 nt
Organism: Xenia sp. Carnegie-2017
Lineage: Eukaryota; Metazoa; Cnidaria; Anthozoa; Malacalcyonacea; Xeniidae
Exons: 1
Coding region: 68-1654 (528 amino acids)
Source: RefSeq, a predicted model, not a curated record
UGCAUCGGUGAACAAUUGAUGUAAUUCAUUGCACUUUCUAUUUAGUCUUCACUUAAAAAUAAAUGAAAUGUUGGAGGAGAUAAUCGGGUUUGCCUUGUCGGUCUGUUCACUUUUUGCUGCAGAUACACCAAGAGUAAGUUCUAACACAGAAACUCUACCCGAAAAUACAAAUGUUGAAUUUAGAGAAAUCGAGAAUGACGCACAAAAAACUUUCAUCAACAAAGAAUACGACGAGAAUAAUUAUGCUAGAUCAAGCGAAGAUUUUGUCCACGGUCGCUCAAACCUUAUUGAAAGAAAUUAUGAGAAUUGUCAAAAUAGUAGAAAAGUUUGGAGGACAUUUUGGAAAUGCUUGUGGAUUAACUUAAAUAUCAUUGUGGCCUCCAUUAUUUCUAUUGCAUUUUGUACAACGCUUGUUUACGUGGCAAUGAAUACCGCUUACAGCUGUCUGGAUUGGCAGAGUCACAACAACAACAAGACAUUACCGUUAUCUAUAAAACGUGCUCACAUUUUUGGUCGUUGCGUGGAGUCGUUAACAGUGUAUUUGUGGUUUCCAUUUACAAUGAUGAUAUUAUUUGGAUGGAAAGAGUUUAAGGCAAUGUUUUUAUCCACGAUUUAUAUAGCUGUCAUAUUUAGCGAGUUGAACGUUAUUUAUAAAUUGAUUUCAUUUCAGUUUAAUGUUUAUGAUACAUAUAGCUACUAUGUAUAUCCUCCAAGUGUUUUGUUUUGGGUCUCAAUAGUUUUAUCGACGUUUGUGGUACUUUACAACAUCCGUGCUUUCAAACCUUUCAUCCCUUACUCCAACUUUCACAUUACAGUGCUUAUCAUUAUGCAAUUUGUCUUUUGUACUUUGAUUUCAUAUUUCUACAAGUUUAUAAUUAUUCCUGAGUUCAAUAACGUUCGUGUUAACUUGUUUAAAUUCUUGAUCGCCACGUCUUCACCAUUGUUAGCGAUUAUUCCUACAGUCUUGUGUGGGCAUUUGGCGUCGAGAAAAAGUUCUAAGGUCGUUCAUCCCGGUCGUAGCUUUAUCAUGGUCUAUAUGAUUCGAGGCGGCGUUAUAUUCCUUUAUAGAACAAUGCAGACAAACUUCAAAAGUAUUUGGCUUUUUCUUGGUCUUUCAUUGUUUUCAGCAGUUUUAAACUUUUCAAAAAAGGCGACCCAAGAACUUCGUUUCAAAUUAUGGAAACGAAUGAUUUCAGCUUUGAAUAAGCUACGUUGUUUUAAAAGACUACAAGUUUUACCAUGGAACACUGCUCGUGCAAGACGGUUGAAAGCUGACCUUGAAAUUCAAGAUAUACUUUUUGAAUACAACACCCUUGUUUUGAGCCAAGCUUACUUCAUUUCAUAUCAGCUUCAAAGUUUUAACAUCGCCACUGAACCAUUGUUGUAUGAGUUCCUGAAAAGAAUUGUGAUUGGUGUUUUAAUAGAUUUUAUCUUUAACUGUCUGUCCAACUAUGUGCAAAUGUAUUAUUACAACAUUCCCAUUGGCCGCGUGUGGAAAAAGUACUGGAAACGACAUUUGUUUGCCAAUGUAGUAGUGGUUUUAGUAAUUAUUUCUUAUUUCAGCCGAGAUUUAGAAUCUGUUUUUCAAUCGCAUUUUCAAAAGUCUGGAGCCAGUUCUACAAAGCACUCUAUAAGAAAUUGUUCUUUGCUUUAGUUAAGAAUCAUUAUGAUCUUUUAUUAAUAAAUAAAUUGUGUUUUAAUAAUAUUAGUAAUUGAAUAGAAAUAUUAAAAUAUUCAGUCACAUUACCAAUAAUAUUUUCUAACCAUAAAACACUGUAUGGAGAAA